This is a messenger RNA of Zingiber officinale, 489 nucleotides long. RefSeq lists its product as uncharacterized. NCBI's taxonomy places the organism in Eukaryota, Viridiplantae, Streptophyta, Magnoliopsida, Zingiberales, Zingiberaceae. The annotation marks the transcript as partial. The transcript has 2 exons. Gene Ontology annotation, molecular function: nucleic acid binding. The record is from RefSeq and is a predicted model, not a curated record.
AUCAUGGUAGACCCCAGUAAGAUAGAAGCUGUGAGCAACUGGGAAAGACCCAAGAACGCCAGUGAGAUCAGAAGCUUUCUGGGAUUAGCAGGUUACUACAGGAAAUUCGUAGAGGACUUCUCCAGAAUAGCCUCCCCACUAACAGCUCUUACCAGAAAGAAUAGAAAAUUUCAGUGGACAGAGGACUGUGAGAACAGUUUCAGCGAGCUGAAAAGGAGAUUGACCAGUGCACCUAUUCUGACGCUACCAGAGAACGCAGAUAGCUUUGACAUAUAUAGUGAUGCCUCGAAGUUGGGACUAGGAGCAACGGAGCGGGUAAAUCAGGUACUCGAAGAUAUGCUCCGAGCAUGUGCCCUAGAUUUCAAAGGAAGUUGGUGCAAAUAUCUGAGUCUAGCAGAAUUUGCAUACAACAACAGCUAUCAGACCACUAUCGGUAUGGCACCUUAUGAGGCUCUCUAUGGGCGGAGGUGUAGAUCUCCAAUCUGCUGG